CAGUUGCGACCAACCAGCGGUUGUAACAUCUCAACUGAAGAGACAGUGAACAGAGAAAAAUCCUCCCUCUGUCUGUACCAACCGCAUCAGCCGCGGAGAACCGGACAGCCGUUACCCCCGACACCCGGCCACGUCUUCCCGCUUCCUGCAGGAUGAGUGUCGGCGCUCCGAGAGGCCUGGCCAGCUCGGGGCAGAAACCCAUCGCGGAGAUCCUCCACCCGCUGUCCGGCACCGAGCAGACGCUGUCCGCCGCCGAGGAGCCGCUCUCCGUCACCGUCAACGUCGAAGGGGACAAGGAAGCUGGGCUGACCAACGGUACGCCGAUUGAGACGUCGAGUCCCGCCUCUGCGUCCUCGCUGUUCAACCGGCUGCAGCUGGACGACGACCUGGAAGCAGAUGUCCGGGACCUCUACGCCUCCACAGAAACCCGUGACCUCUUUGUCACAGUUGAUGACCCAAAGAAGCACAUCUCCACCAUGGAGACGUACAUCACCUACAGAGUCUCCACCAAGACAACACGGAUAGAGUUUGACCUGCCGGAGUACUGUGUGCGACGGCGCUACCAGGACUUUGACUGGCUGAGGAUGAAGUUGGAGGACAGCCAGCCAACCCACCUCAUCCCUCCAUUGCCAGAGAAGUUCGUGAUGAAGGGCGUGGUCGACCGCUUCUCGGAGGAGUUUGUGGAGACCAGGAUGAAAGCUCUGGACAAGUUCCUGAAGCGAAUUGCCGACCAUCCUGUCCUCUCCUUCAACCCACACCUAAACGCUUUCCUGUCUGCCAAGGACUUGAACAAGCGCCAGGGUCUGGCCCUGCUGACCAAGGUGGGCGAGUCAGUGAAGCAUGUGGCCGGCGGCUACAAGCUGCGGGCGCGCCCGGCUGAGUUCUGCGCCAUGGGAGAAUACCUGGACACCUUCAGCCAGAAACUGGGGACCAUCGACCGCAUCGCCCAGAGGAUCCUCAAAGAGCAGUCAGAGUACCUGACAGAGCUACGUGAGUACGGCGCCGUGUACGCCAGCUGGGCGGGGUCUGAGGAACAGCUGCGGCGUCCCCUGGAGGGCGUGGCCAGCUGCGUGACAACGUGCUGCAGUUCGCUGGAGGACCAGAGUGACAGCAUGAGCCAAGACUUCCUGCCUGUACUACGAGAGUACGUCCUCUACAUAGAAUCCAUGAAGAAUGUUCUGAGGAAGAGAGACCAGAGCCAGGCGGAGUACGAGGGCCGCCUAGAAGCAGCCAUAUUGCGCAAACAGGAGGACAGAACGCCAAUGCCGGUGGAGGUAGAGAAAUGCCAGGACAAAGUGGAGUGUUUCAACGCUGACUUGAAGGCAGACUGGGAGCGCUGGCAGAGCAACAAGAGACAAGACUUCAAACAGCUUCUCACCAGCAUGGCCGACAAAAACAUCAACCACUACGAAAAGUGCCAGGCAGCGUGGGAGUCACUCAUAACUCUCCUCCAGGACAAACAGACUGAGGACAAAACAAGCGAGACGAACUGAAACACCUCCUCGUGUCUCCCUGUCUAUGACACUCUCUCAUGCCAAGGAAAAGGACUAACCGGGGCAGCAGACUUGAACUGCUGGACUUCGCCCCAGUUCUCCCAUGAGAUGAUUGUACGGAGAGGAGUCGUCUCUCUCAGAGAUCUGACCUGUGAAGGAGGUAACAAAUGUUGCAUUCAAGGACAGCGGAAAAAAAGAGGAGAGACCUAAGUAUGUACAGACAUUUUUUUUGUUUUGUCAUUGUUCCUAUGGACUUUUUCUACUGCAUAUUUCCAAUUAACAGUAAUUUGCCAAUGCAGCUUGUGUUUAUUCAACCAAGGCCUGAGAAGGCCGUGUUUUCUGUCUCUUCACACUUUCUGUCAUCGCUCCAUGUUCACAUUUAGCCAAAUGAAGGAGAACUCUUUAGCAUUCCAGGAUACAGAUACAGAAGUAUAUUUUGUGUCAGGUGUGUAUUCAGAGCAACCCCAAGAUCCCCCCCCGUCAGGUUGUAAAAGCCUCUGAAAAUGUAACACUAAAACUCUUCACUGAAACAAGAGUCAUCUCUUUCCUCUCUUAAAGGCAUCAUAUUAGCUGUAAGUAUAAUUGUGUACUUUAAUUUAAAGGACCAUACGCGUUAUUGAAGCUAAGCACAGAUCCAGACAGCAGAUUUGGUUAUAAGUUAUGUGCAGCGUAGCAGCACCACCUGGUGGUUAACCUGCUAAGCGUUUUCGUUCUUGUGAAACUAGUUGCUUGUUGGUUUCUCUUAAUGUCACUUUACAAUGGACAUUUAUACCUACUAUAGGGAUUUCACCUCUCUCCUUCAAGUGAAGGCUUUCACUCAGUUGGGGAUGCUAAAGGGAACUCCAGGCAGAUUUCCUCAAUGAGAAACACACAACAUUUCAAAGGAAAUGGAAGGGGAAGACUUCUGUAACUUAACAAACGAAAACAAUCAGGUCUCAACUUUUUGUGGUGAACUUUUAAGUUACUUUUUCUUGCAUUAAUCUGCCUCAGUGACACUCAUAGAGCAUUUCUUAAAGAAACAAACACUGUAUUGGGAACAUGCGGCAUUAUCUAAAAAUGUGUCUUCUUUUUAGAAGAGUAAGGCUCAAAGGCUGGACAUGACCUGAAAUAACCUUUUUAUAGAAAAGAGUUUGGCGCUGUCUGCUUAACAUCAACGGCGCGGGCCUACACAGGUCUUCUGGUCAGAACCAGAUGUAGCAAAAACUACAUUUUGAGUGAAAUACCCUUUACUUUAAAAGCUAAGUCACUUGUUUUAAGUGAACCAUUUAGCUUGAGACUAAGUGACUCAGUAAUGUGGAAAUUGUUUGCAGUUUAGUUCUGUUAUACCCCUCUGACUGAGCAGUUUGCUCAGCUUUGACUCAUGGGAAAUAUUUUUAAGAAGGUGUUGUAGCACUGCAGUACGUAAGACCAACAGCAUUUUUGCGUCACACUUGUUUCCUUUUGUGUUCCUUCUUUGGCUCAAGUUGUUCCUAAUGUGGCCUUGGGAAAGGGAAAAUCCAGUCUGAGACACUCUGUUACACGUCAACGCAUCAUUUUUGCUGAACCCACUUGAUUUACUGACUUCAGACCUUUCCCAAAAUGGCAUUCAACCACAGAAGAUAAAUGCAGCUUGCUGAGAGUUUAGCGUUAUUCCUUUAUUUCCUCUCCGGGCUACUUUGAAUAUCCUCAGCUGUACUGCUUGCUCACUACACUCAGCAUAAAGUAGCGAAACAAUGAACCAAUGAUGACCAGGGCAGACUCAGUCAGGGACUUCUUCUUCAGAACCACAUUUACAAAGUAGUGAUUUUAAUUUUUGUUUGUUUGUGGCAUGGAUCCCACAGUGUUGUAGCCUCAUGAAGAGUAAAAAAAAAAAAUUUUCUCCAACAAAUGAAGUAAUAAUUUCUGUUUGAGUUUCUUCAGUGUCAUUUUAUUUACUGGCAGAUUUUCAGAAAUAUGGUGCUGAUUUGACUUUUUGUGGUCUGCUCCUAGAACCUUUGUUAAAAACUGAGAAAUCUGCUGUGUUUAAGGCCCUUGUCCUGUCUUUUAGGCUGAUUUCACUGAGCCUUCCCUCAGACAGUGUAGCCAAAUGCGAGUGUAGAAAGAAGAAAAGACUGCGAUGAGAGGAAGUGACUGUGGCUGCUUUUAGUACUUAGUUCUCUUUUUAUUUUUACUUCAUCUUUUCCUCUCAAGCUUUUAAAAGCACGAAGCAGCUUCUUGUUACUACCAGAAGUAAGCGAGGUGACACGCUGAAAUCUUAUUUUGGUCAUUUUGAAUGCAGCCAGCAGGAUGGAUGUGAGAGGGUCCAGUGUCGGGGCAGCUGCAGCCUACAGAUGACAAAUGCACUGAUGCUAAAUUAUUAUAUUUGUACUGAAAUAUUAAAGUCCACUUAGGUUCCAGAGUCAAAACAAAGCUUCUGUUUCUUUCACAUAUACUGUAGAGUUUUCGACAUCUUUUUUAUGUUAAUUGUCACAACUUACAUGAACAUACGCCACAAUUAAAGAUAUUUCAAAAAAUGAUUUGUUCACCUCUCACAGACUGAGUCAUUGUUAUUCACUUGGCAACAGUAGGAUUUCAGGAAAGGUAAUGCAUCACUACUAAGCAAAGUUAAAGGUGACCUGUAGAGUUUUUGACCACUAGUAGCCAUAUGGAGAAGUGUUUAUGUGAGCGGGUCCACAAAUUAGUUUUGUUAUUUUGUUUUUUAAAUUAGUUUGUUUACAGGCAAACCACAGCAUACCCUUUUUAAAACUGGAUUGUUUUACAAGACUGUAAAGUUUUUGGUUUCCAAAUCUGUUAACCAUUUCAUAGUAGCACUCUGGACUGGGGAACACCAGAUAUUAGAAAUGAGACUGCAAGUUAUUGUAAGAAUUUGUAAUUUGAAGAACCAAGAAAUAGGAAAUGUAGCAGGAGAUCCGUGUUGGGUUUCCAUUGAGUAUAGAUUACAAUUACACAGUUUAUAAGGGAUUUAUGGAUUUGUACAAAGAAUGUAAAUCUUGCAUUGCUAAAAUGUGAGUAAUGAAACGUUUUAUUUUUAUUUUUGAUGCUCAUUGGGAUCCUAACAAUAGUUAUCAAUUACUUCUUCUUACUCAUAGUCAUUGUAAAAUCCCUGACCGGAUGCCUGCUCAUUUAUUUUUGCACUAUAGGCCUACAUAGUUCCACCCCCUGGCAGACAUAUCUGCUGAGAAACAAAAUCAACAAAAACAUUUGCUUUCUUUCACUUGCCAAAAAUUACAAAUGGUCUGGUGUUGAGGUUGGUUGGGACAUAUAUUUAUUGUCUCAUUCUGGAAAAGAGGGGAGAGUCAGGGGAGACGGGAUUUUAGUUUGUCUACAAUGUACAAAUCAAAUGUUUCCAAGCCAAAUUUCCCCGUCUUUUCCUCCUGUCUUCUUCCUGCAGAUACACACAUGAAGAGAAAAUCUGAUUUGCAUCACAGGACAAACCUGAUCAAUCAAACCUGUAUGAAAGGUUAAGAGUCAGAUGACUUAUGAACGUGUGAAUCUAGCUUCAGUCUUUUUUGUAUUUCUGCCCCCCAGUGUGUACUGUUUACGUUCAGAGUUUUUAUUGUACAUUUGGAUGUUAAUAACCUCUUGUUGGAAUUCUAAAUAAGCUUGUAUAUUGAUGCUGUUUUGAUCUUUACCUCAAAUGAUUUUUGUUUUUGGAUAUAUUGGACCAAUAAUAAAGAGGAGGAAUGCAUUUGA
Micropterus dolomieu (smallmouth bass) is the source of this 5165-nucleotide messenger RNA. RefSeq names its product sorting nexin family member 30 (gene snx30). The transcript is spliced from 9 exons. The record is from RefSeq and is a predicted model, not a curated record. Bases 153 to 1493 code for a protein of 446 amino acids. NCBI's taxonomy places the organism in Eukaryota, Metazoa, Chordata, Actinopteri, Centrarchiformes, Centrarchidae. Gene Ontology annotation, molecular function: phosphatidylinositol binding.